AUGGUGGCGGGCGACUCGGGCAGCAAGCACAACGGCGGCCGCAGCGCCACCGUGUGUGCCGUCAACAGCAUGGUCUCGGAGGCUUCCGCGGCGACCGUGGCCGUGUUGGAUGUGAUCGGGGGCGUCUCCGCUGGCAUGGUCACGAACGCGACGGUGGCAUUCGGCUCGGGCAGCGAGCGCAACGACAGCGGCAGUCCGCACGCAGGUCGCCGCCGCGACAUCGACAGCAGGGUCUCGGACACGAUGGAGGUGACCGUGGCCUUGGUGGACGUGGUCAGCGGCGUCUCCGCCGACAUGGACACGGACGCGGACGCGAUGGUGGCGGGCGACUCGGGCAGCAAGCACAACGGCGGCCGCAGCGCCACCGUGUGUGCCGUCAACAGCAUGGUCUCGGAGGCUUCCGCGGCGACCGUGGCCGUGUUGGAUGUGAUCGGGGGCGUCUCCGCUGGCAUGGUCACGAACGCGACGGUGGCAUUCGGCUCGGGCAGCGAGCGCAACGACAGCGGCAGUCCGCACGCAGGUUGCCGCCGCGACAUCGACAGCAGGGUCUCGGACACGAUGGAGGUGACCGUGGCCUUGGUGGACGUGGUCAGCGGCGUCUCCGCCGACAUGGACACGGACGCGGACGCGAUGGUGGCGGGCGACUCGGGCAGCAAGCACAACGGCGGCCGCAGCGCCGCCGUGUGUGCCGUCAACAGCAUGGUCUCGGAGGCUUCCGCGGCGACCGUGGCCGUGUUGGAUGUGAUCGGGGGCGUCUCCGCUGGCAUGGUCACGAACGCGACGGUGGCAUGGUCACGAACGCGACGGUGGCAUGGUCACGAACGCGACGUCCGCACGCAGGUUGCCGCCGGUAGUAGCGUCAGCGGCGUCGCCAGCGACAUCGACAGCAGGGUCUCGGACACGAUGGAGGUGACCGUGGCCUUGGUGGACGUGGUCAGCGGCGUCUCCGCCGACAUGGACACGGACGCGGACGCGAUGGUGGCGGGCGACUCGGGCAGCAAGCACAACGGCGGCCGCAGCGCCGCCGUGUGUGCCGUCAACAGCAUGGUCUCGGAGGCUUCCGCGGCGACCGUGGCCGUGUUGGAUGUGAUCGGGGGCGUCUCCACUGGCAUGGUCACGAACGCGACGGUGGCAUGGUCACGAACGCGACGGUGGCAUUCGGCUCGGGCAGCGAGCGCAACGACAGCGGCAGUCCGCACGCAGGUUGCCGCCGGUAGUAGCGUCAGCGGCGUCGCCAGCGACAUCGACAGCAGGGUCUCGGACACGAUGGAGGUGACCGUGGCCUUGGUGGACGUGGUCAGCGGCGUCUCCGCCGACAUGGACACGGACGCGGACGCGGACGCGAUGGUGGCGGGCGACUCGGGCAGCAAGCACAACGGCGGCCGCAGCGCCGCCGUGUGUGCCGUCAACAGCAUGGUCUCGGAGGCUUCCGCCGCGACCGUGGCCGUGUUGGAUGUGAUCGGGGGCGUCUCCACUGGCAUGGUCACGAACGCGACGGUGGCAUUCGGCUCGGGCAGCGAGCGCAACGACAGCGGCAGUCCGCACGCAGGUUGCCGCCGCGACAUCGACAGCAGGGUCUCGGACACGAUGGAGGUGACCGUGGCCUUGGUGGACGUGGUCAGCGGCGUCUCCGCCGACAUGGACACGGACGCGGACGCGGACGCGAUGGUGGCGGGCGACUCGGGCAGCAAGCACAACGGCGGCCGCAGCGCCGCCGUGUGUGCCGUCAACAGCAUGGUCUCGGAGGCUUCCGCGGCGACCGUGGCCGUGUUGGAUGUGAUCGGGGGCGUCUCCGCUGGCAUGGUCACGAACGCGACGGUGGCAUGGUCACGAACGCGACGGUGGCAUUCGGCUCGGGCAGCGAGCGCAACGACAGCGGCAGUCCGCACGCAGGUUGCCGCCGGUAGUAGCGUCAGCGGCGUCGCCAGCGACAUCGACAGCAGGGUCUCGGACACGAUGGAGGUGACCGUGGCCUUGGUGGACGUGGUCAGCGGCGUCUCCGCCGACAUGGACACGGACACGGACGCGGACGCGAUGGUGGCGGGCGACUCGGGCAGCAAGCACAACGGCGGCCGCAGCGCCGCCGUGUGUGCCGUCAACAGCAUGGUCUCGGAGGCUUCCGCGGCGACCGUGGCCGUGUUGGAUGUGAUCGGGGGCGUCUCCACUGGCAUGGUCACGAACGCGACGGUGGCAUGGUCACGAACGCGACGGUGGCAUUCGGCUCGGGCAGCGAGCGCAACGACAGCGGCAGUCCGCACGCAGGUUGCCGCCGGUAGUAGCGUCAGCGGCGUCGCCAGCGACAUCGACAGCAGGGUCUCGGACACGAUGGAGGUGACCGUGGCCUUGGUGGACGUGGUCAGCGGCGUCUCCGCCGACAUGGACACGGACACGGACGCGGACGCGAUGGUGGCGGGCGACUCGGGCAGCAAGCACAACGGCGGCCGCAGCGCCGCCGUGUGUGCCGUCAACAGCAUGGUCUCGGAGGCUUCCGCGGCGACCGUGGCCGUGUUGGAUGUGAUCGGGGGCGUCUCCACUGGCAUGGUCACGAACGCGACGGUGGCAUGGUCACGAACGCGACGGUGGCAUUCGGCUCGGGCAGCGAGCGCAACGACAGCGGCAGUCCGCACGCAGGUUGCCGCCGGUAGUAGCGUCAGCGGCGUCGCCAGCGACAUCGACAGCAGGGUCUCGGACACGAUGGAGGUGACCGUGGCCUUGGUGGACGUGGUCAGCGGCGUCUCCGCCGACAUGGACACGGACACGGACGCGGACGCGAUGGUGGCGGGCGACUCGGGCAGCAAGCACAACGGCGGCCGCAGCGCCGCCGUGUGUGCCGUCAACAGCAUGGUCUCGGAGGCUUCCGCGGCGACCGUGGCCGUGUUGGAUGUGAUCGGGGGCGUCUCCACUGGCAUGGUCACGAACGCGACGGUGGCAUGGUCACGAACGCGACGGUGGCAUUCGGCUCGGGCAGCGAGCGCAACGACAGCGGCAGUCCGCACGCAGGUUGCCGCCGGUAGUAGCGUCAGCGGCGUCGCCAGCGACAUCGACAGCAGGGUCUCGGACACGAUGGAGGUGACCGUGGCCUUGGUGGACGUGGUCAGCGGCGUCUCCGCCGACAUGGACACGGACGCGGACGCGAUGGUGGCGGGCGACUCGGGCAGCAAGCACAACGGCGGCCGCAGCGCCGCCGUGUGUGCCGUCAACAGCAUGGUCUCGGAGGCUUCCGCGGCGACCGUGGCCGUGUUGGAUGUGAUCGGGGGCGUCUCCUCUGGCAUGGUCACGAACGCGACGGUGGCAUUCGGCUCGGGCAGCGAGCGCAACGACAGCGGCAGUCCGCACGCAGGUUGCCGCCGCGACAUCGACAGCAGGGUCUCGGACACGAUGGAGGUGACCGUGGCCUUGGUGGACGUGGUCAGCGGCGUCUCCGCCGACAUGGACACGGACGCGGACGCGAUGGUGGCGGGCGACUCGGGCAGCAAGCACAACGGCGGCCGCAGCGCCGCCGUGUGUGCCGUCAACAGCAUGGUCUCGGAGGCUUCCGCGGCGACCGUGGCCGUGUUGGAUGUGAUCGGGGGCGUCUCCACUGGCAUGGUCACGAACGCGACGGUGGCAUGGUCACGAACGCGACGGUGGCAUUCGGCUCGGGCAGCGAGCGCAACGACAGCGGCAGUCCGCACGCAGGUUGCCGCCGGUAGUAGCGUCAGCGGCGUCGCCAGCGACAUCGACAGCAGGGUCUCGGACACGAUGGAGGUGACCGUGGCCUUGGUGGACGUGGUCAGCGGCGUCUCCGCCGACAUGGACACGGACGCGGACGCGAUGGUGGCGGGCGACUCGGGCAGCAAGCACAACGGCGGCCGCAGCGCCGCCGUGUGUGCCGUCAACAGCAUGGUCUCGGAGGCUUCCGCGGCGACCGUGGCCGUGUUGGAUGUGAUCGGGGGCGUCUCCUCUGGCAUGGUCACGAACGCGACGGUGGCAUGGUCACGAACGCGACGGUGGCAUUCGGCUCGGGCAGCGAGCGCAACGACAGCGGCAGUCCGCACGCAGGUUGCCGCCGGUAGUAGCGUCAGCGGCGUCGCCAGCGACAUCGACAGCAGGGUCUCGGACACGAUGGAGGUGACCGUGGCCUUGGUGGACGUGGUCAGCGGCGUCUCCGCCGACAUGGACACGGACACGGACGCGAUGGUGGCGGGCGACUCGGGCAGCAAGCACAACGGCGGCCGCAGCGCCGCCGUGUGUGCCGUCAACAGCAUGGUCUCGGAGGCUUCCGCGGCGACCGUGGCCGUGUUGGAUGUGAUCGGGGGCGUCUCCACUGGCAUGGUCACGAACACGACGGUGGCAUGGUCACGAACGCGACGGUGGCAUUCGGCUCGGGCAGCGAGCGCAACGACAGCGGCAGUCCGCACGCAGGUUGCCGCCGGUAGUAGCGUCAGCGGCGUCGCCAGCGACAUCGACAGCAGGGUCUCGGACACGAUGGAGGUGACCGUGGCCUUGGUGGACGUGGUCAGCGGCGUCUCCGCCGACAUGGACACGGACACGGACGCGAUGGUGGCGGGCGACUCGGGCAGCAAGCACAACGGCGGCCGCAGCGCCGCCGUGUGUGCCGUCAACAGCAUGGUCUCGGAGGCUUCCGCGGCGACCGUGGCCGUGUUGGAUGUGAUCGGGGGCGUCUCCACUGGCAUGGUCACGAACGCGACGGUGGCAUGGUCACGAACGCGACGGUGGCAUUCGGCUCGGGCAGCGAGCGCAACGACAGCGGCAGUCCGCACGCAGGUUGCCGCCGGUAGUAGCGUCAGCGGCGUCGCCAGCGACAUCGACAGCUGGGUCUCGGACACGAUGGAGGUGACCGUGGCCUUGGUGGACGUGGUCAGCGGCGUCUCCGCCGACAUGGACACGGACGCGGACGCGAUGGUGGCGGGCGACUCGGGCAGCAAGCACAACGGCGGCCGCAGCGCCGCCGUGUGUGCCGUCAACAGCAUGGUCUCGGAGGCUUCCGCGGCGACCGUGGCCGUGUUGGAUGUGAUCGGGGGCGUCUCCGCUGGCAUGGUCACGAACGCGACGGUGGCAUUCGGCUCGGGCAGCGAGCGCAACGACAGCGGCAGUCCGCACGCAGGUUGCCGCCGCGACAUCGACAGCAGGGUCUCGGACACGAUGGAGGUGACCGUGGCCUUGGUGGACGUGGUCAGCGGCGUCUCCGCCGACAUGGACACGGACGCGGACGCGAUGGUGGCGGGCGACUCGGGCAGCAAGCACAACGGCGGCCGCAGCGCCGCCGUGUGUGCCGUCAACAGCAUGGUCUCGGAGGCUUCCGCGGCGACCGUGGCCGUGUUGGAUGUGAUCGGGGGCGUCUCCGCUGGCAUGGUCACGAACGCGACGGUGGCAUUCGGCUCGGGCAGCGAGCGCAACGACAGCGGCAGUCCGCACGCAGGUUGCCGCCGCGACAUCAACAGCAGGGUCUCGGACACGAUGGAGGUGACCGUGGCCUUGGUGGACGUGGUCAGCGGCGUCUCCGCCGACAUGGACACGGACGCGGACGCGAUGGUGGCGGGCGACUCGGGCAGCAAGCACAACGGCGGCCGCAGCGCCGCCGUGUGUGCCGUCAACGGCAUGGUCUCGGAGGCUUCCGCGGCGACCGUGGCCGUGUUGGAUGUGAUCGGGGGCGUCUCCGCUGGCAUGGUCACGAACGCGACGGUGGCAUUCGGCUCGGGCAGCGAGCGCAACGACAGCGGCAGUCCGCACGCAGGUUGCCGCCGCGACAUCGACAGCAGGGUCUCGGACACGAUGGAGGUGACCGUGGCCUUGGUGGACGUGGUCAGCGGCGUCUCCGCCGACAUGGACACGGACGCGGACGCGAUGGUGGCGGGCGACUCGGGCAGCAAGCACAACGGCAGCCGCAGCGCCGCCGUGUGUGCCGUCAACAGCAUGGUCUCGGAGGCUUCCGCGGCGACCGUGGCCGUGUUGGAUGUGAUCGGGGGCGUCUCCGCUGGCAUGGUCACGAACGCGACGGUGGCAUUCGGCUCGGGCAGCGAGCGCAACGACAGCGGCAGUCCGCACGCAGGUUGCCGCCGCGACAUCGACAGCAGGGUCUCGGACACGAUGGAGGUGACCGUGGCCUUGGUGGACGUGGUCAGCGGCGUCUCCGCCGACAUGGACACGGACGCGGACGCGAUGGUGGCGGGCGACUCGGGCAGCAAGCACAACGGCGGCCGCAGCGCCGCCGUGUGUGCCGUCAACAGCAUGGUCUCGGAGGCUUCCGCGGCGACCGUGGCCGUGUUGGAUGUGAUCGGGGGCGUCUCCGCUGGCAUGGUCACGAACGCGACGGUGGCAUUCGGCUCGGGCAGCGAGCGCAACGACAGCGGCAGUCCGCACGCAGGUUGCCGCCGCGACAUCGACAGCAGGGUCUCGGACACGAUGGAGGUGACCGUGGCCUUGGUGGACGUGGUCAGCGGCGUCUCCGCCGACAUGGACACGGACGCGGACGCGAUGGUGGCGGGCGACUCGGGCAGCAAGCACAACGGCGGCCGCAGCGCCGCCGUGUGUGCCGCCAACAGCAUGGUCUCGGAGGCUUCCGCGGCGACCGUGGCCGUGUUGGAUGUGAUCGGGGGCGUCUCCGCUGGCAUGGUCACGAACGCGACGGUGGCAUUCGGCUCGGGCAGCGAGCGCAACGACAGCGGCAGUCCGCACGCAGGUUGCCGCCGCGACAUCGACAGCAGGGUCUCGGACACGAUGGAGGUGACCGUGGCCUUGGUGGACGUGGUCAGCGGCGUCUCCGCCGACAUGGACACGGACGCGGACGCGAUGGUGGCGGGCGACUCGGGCAGCAAGCACAACGGCGGCCGCAGCGCCGCCGUGUGUGCCGCCAACAGCAUGGUCUCGGAGGCUUCCGCGGCGACCGUGGCCGUGUUGGAUGUGAUCGGGGGCGUCUCCGUUGGCAUGGUCACGAACGCGACGGUGGCAUUCGGCUCGGGCAGCGAGCGCAACGACAGCGGCAGUCCGCACGCAGGUUGCCGCCGCGACAUCGACAGCAGGGUCUCGGACACGAUGGAGGUGACCGUGGCCUUGGUGGACGUGGUCAGCGGCGUCUCCGCCGACAUGGACACGGACGCGGACGCGAUGGUGGCGGGCGACUCGGGCAGCAAGCACAACGGCGGCCGCAGCGCCGCCGUGUGUGCCGUCAACAGCAUGGUCUCGGAGGCUUCCGCGGCGACCGUGGCCGUGUUGGAUGUGAUCGGGGGCGUCUCCGCUGGCAUGGUCACGAACGCGACGGUGGCAUUCGGCUCGGGCAGCGAGCGCAACGACAGCGGCAGUCCGCACGCAGGUUGCCGCCGCGACAUCGACAGCAGGGUCUCGGACACGAUGGAGGUGACCGUGGCCUUGGUGGACGUGAUCAGCGGCGUCUCUGCCGACAUGGACACGGACGCGGACGCGAUGGUGGCGGGCGACUCGGGCAGCAAGCACAACGGCGGCCGCAGCGCCGCCGUGUGUGCCGUCAACAGCAUGGUCUCGGAGGCUUCCGCGGCGACCGUGGCCGUGUUGGAUGUGAUCGGGGGCGUCUCCGCUGGCAUGGUCACGAACGCGACGGUGGCAUUCGGCUCGGGCAGCGAGCGCAACGACAGCGGCAGUCCGCACGCAGGUUGCCGCCGCGACAUCGACAGCAGGGUCUCGGACACGAUGGAGGUGACCGUGGCCUUGGUGGACGUGGUCAGCGGCGUCUCCGCCGACAUGGACACGGACGCGGACGCGAUGGUGGCGGGCGACUCGGGCAGCAAGCACAACGGCGGCCGCAGCGCCGCCGUGUGUGCCGUCAACAGCAUGGUCUCGGAGGCUUCCGCGGCGACCGUGGCCGUGUUGGAUGUGAUCGGGGGCGUCUCCGCUGGCAUGGUCACGAACGCGACGGUGGCAUUCGGCUCGGGCAGCGAGCGCAACGACAGCGGCAGUCCGCACGCAGGUUGCCGCCGCGACAUCGACAGCAGGGUCUCGGACACGAUGGAGGUGACCGUGGCCUUGGUGGACGUGGUCAGCGGCGUCUCCGCCGACAUGGACACGGACGCGGACGCGAUGGUGGCGGGCGACUCGGGCAGCAAGCACAACGGCGGCCGCAGCGCCGCCGUGUGUGCCGUCAACAGCAUGGUCUCGGAGGCUUCCGCGGCGACCGUGGCCGUGUUGGAUGUGAUCGGGGGCGUCUCCGCUGGCAUGGUCACGAACGCGACGGUGGCAUUCGGCUCGGGCAGCGAGCGCAACGACAGCGGCAGUCCGCACGCAGGUUGCCGCCGCGACAUCGACAGCAGGGUCUCGGACACGAUGGAGGUGACCGUGGCCUUGGUGGACGUGGUCAGCGGCGUCUCCGCCGACAUGGACACGGACGCGGACGCGAUGGUGGCGGGCGACUCGGGCAGCAAGCACAACGGCGGCCGCAGCGCCGCCGUGUGUGCCGUCAACAGCAUGGUCUCGGAGGCUUCCGCGGCGACCGUGGCCGUGUUGGAUGUGAUCGGGGGCGUCUCCGCUGGCAUGGUCACGAACGCGACGGUGGCAUUCGGCUCGGGCAGCGAGCGCAACGACAGCGGCAGUCCGCACGCAGGUUGCCGCCGCGACAUCGACAGCAGGGUCUCGGACACGAUGGAGGUGACCGUGGCCUUGGUGGACGUGGUCAGCGGCGUCUCCGCCGACAUGGACACGGACGCGGACGCGAUGGUGGCGGGCGACUCGGGCAGCAAGCACAACGGCGGCCGCAGCGCCGCUGUGUGUGCCGUCAACGGCAUGGUCUCGGAGGCUUCCGCGGCGACCGUGGCCGUGUUGGAUGUGAUCGGGGGCGUCUCCGCUGGCAUGGUCACGAACGCGACGGUGGCAUUCGGCUCGGGCAGCGAGCGCAACGACAGCGGCAGUCCGCACGCAGGUUGCCGCCGCGACAUCGACAGCAGGGUCUCGGACACGAUGGAGGUGACCGUGGCCUUGGUGGACGUGGUCAGCGGCGUCUCCGCCGACAUGGACACGGACGCGGACGCGAUGGUGGCGGGCGACUCGGGCAGCAAGCACAACGGCGGCCGCAGCGCCGCCGUGUGUGCCGUCAACAGCAUGGUCUCGGAGGCUUCCGCGGCGACCGUGGCCGUGUUGGAUGUGAUCGGGGGCGUCUCCGCUGGCAUGGUCACGAACGCGACGGUGGCAUUCGGCUCGGGCAGCGAGCGCAACGACAGCGGCAGUCCGCACGCAGGUUGCCGCCGCGACAUCGACAACAGGGUCUCGGACACGAUGGAGGUGACCGUGGCCUUGGUGGACGUGGUCAGCGGCGUCUCCGCCGACAUGGACACGGACGCGGACGCGAUGGUGGCGGGCGACUCGGGCAGCAAGCACAACGGCGGCCGCAGCGCCGCCGUGUGUGCCGUCAACAGCAUGGUCUCGGGGGCUUCCGCGGCGACCGUGGCCGUGUUGGAUGUGAUCGGGGGCGUCUCCGCUGGCAUGGUCACGAACGCGACGGUGGCAUUCGGCUCGGGCAGCGAGCGCAACGACAGCGGCAGUCCGCACGCAGGUUGCCGCCGGUAG
Phytophthora sojae is the source of this 9531-nucleotide messenger RNA. RefSeq lists its product as hypothetical. NCBI's taxonomy places the organism in Eukaryota, Oomycota, Peronosporomycetes, Peronosporales, Peronosporaceae. Bases 1 to 9531 code for a protein of 3176 amino acids. The transcript is spliced from 20 exons. The record is from RefSeq and is a predicted model, not a curated record.